AUGAUUAUUUUAGAAGUUUGCAACCGAGCUGUAGAGGAAAUCCUAAACACCAGAUUUGAGCAGGCGAAAGUAGAAAGUAGAUAUGAAAAAAUCGAUUACAAGGUUGCAGACUUUGAUGGUGUACUUUAUAGUAUAACUAAUCCAACAAAUGAAAAGAAGAAAAUCCUUGUGAGCAUUUUCAUCAAGUUCUUCACUGAACUGAAGGAACAUGGGGUGAUGGAGGUAUUAGCUCGUGAAUAUGGUGAUCUGCUUCUUUCUUCACCAGAGGCGAAUCAAAGUGUUACCUUAUGCAUAGACUUAGAAAAUCUUCCUGAAGAUUGUAAUCGAUUAGCCUAUAAAUGUGGUCUAUUAAAACGAAAUUGUAUGGCAGCCGUUUUCGAGAGAUUUUUUGAAUUUCAAGCUAAUUCAUCAAGUGUACAAUCCGGUUCUAAACGUGCAAUAAUACACUUUAGAGAGGAUGAAACAAUGUACGUUCAAGCACUGGCUGAUCGUGUUACAGUUAUCUUUAGUACAAUAUUCAAAGAUCCCGACGAUAUGUUAAUAGGCAAAGUUUUUAUGCAGGAGUUUACGGAAGCUCGAAGACGAUUAGAUCGAGCGCCCCAAGUAUUAUACUCGCAUAGAGUACCACCAGCUGAAUUACAAGGAACUGAUGCAGUUGUCAAUGAUUCAGUUGCAUACAUCACUUUCGUGCUGUUUCCACGUCAUUUAGCCAAUGAUACUGUACGUAAUUCAACAAUCGAUUUAAUACAAACUCUACGUACUUAUCUACACUAUCAUAUAAAAUGUUCUAAGGCCUAUAUACAAAUGCGUAUGCGGGCUAAAACAUUGGAAUUUUUAAAAGUACUCAAUCGUGCACAUAUUGAAUAUCCAACUAGUCCUGUGAUCAAGACAAAUGUUAAUGAUGAACUAUUUGAUAAUAUGGAUCGAACAGUGAGAAGCGGAUUAUAA
Messenger RNA from Trichobilharzia regenti, 948 nucleotides. NCBI's taxonomy places the organism in Eukaryota, Metazoa, Platyhelminthes, Trematoda, Strigeidida, Schistosomatidae. The record is from the annotation of a GenBank genome assembly.